This is a messenger RNA of Loxodonta africana (African savanna elephant), 2628 nucleotides long. It is a transcript of the gene MCL1, whose product is annotated as MCL1 apoptosis regulator, BCL2 family member. Bases 88 to 1113 code for a protein of 341 amino acids. Gene Ontology annotation, cellular component: mitochondrial outer membrane. The transcript is spliced from 3 exons. Gene Ontology annotation, biological process: regulation of apoptotic process; intrinsic apoptotic signaling pathway in response to DNA damage; extrinsic apoptotic signaling pathway in absence of ligand. NCBI's taxonomy places the organism in Eukaryota, Metazoa, Chordata, Mammalia, Proboscidea, Elephantidae. Gene Ontology annotation, molecular function: protein heterodimerization activity; protein homodimerization activity. The record is from RefSeq and is a predicted model, not a curated record.
CUGCUCACUUCCGCUUCUUUCGGAUCAGGAGCCGGUGGCCCCCCCCCAACUUCUGGUCACCCUAGGCGACUGCAGCAGGGGCUCGCGAUGUUCGGCUUCAAGAGAAACGCAGUAAUCGGACUCAACCUUUACUGUGGGGGGGCCGGCUUGGGGGCCGGCGGCUGCGCCACCCCUCCGGGAGGGCGACUUCCAGCUCCUGGAAAGGAGGCCACGGCCCGGCAAGAGGUAGGGGGAGGGGACGCCGGCGCGAGCCCCCCGGCCGCUGUCGCUCCGGACGGCCGGAGGGUCGUGCGGCCGGCGCCCAUUGGCGCCGAGGGCCCCGACGUCACUGCGAUUCCCGCGAGGCCGACGUUCUUUGCGCCCACCCGCCGCGCGUCGCCGCCUGUGGAGAUGGAGGCUCUAGCCGCCGACGCCAUCAUGUCGCCCGAAGAGGAGCUGGACGGGUACGAGCCGGAGCCGCUCGGGAAGCGGCCGGCUGUUUUUCCCCGGCUGGGGCUGGUCGGGGAGGCCAGUAAUGGCCCCGGUACCGACGGGUCACUACCCUCGACGCCGCCCCUAGCAGAGGAGGAGGAGGACGAGUUGUACCGGCAGUCGCUAGAGAUUAUCUCUCGGUACCUUCAGGAGCAGGCAACCGGCGCCAAGGACACCAAGCCAAUGGGCGGGUCUGGGGCGGCCAGCAGGAAGGCGUUAGAGACCCUCCGGCGAGUCGCGGACGGGGUGCAGCGCAACCACGAGACGGCCUUCCAAGGAAUGCUUCGGAAACUGGACAUCAAAAACGAAGAUGAUGUCAAAUCUUUAUCUCGAGUAAUGGCCCAUGUUUUCAGUGACGGGAUAACAAACUGGGGCAGAAUUGUGACUCUCAUAUCUUUUGGUGCCUUUGUGGCCAAACACUUGAAGAGCGUAAACCAAGAAAGCCGCAUCGAACCAUUAGCAGAAAGUAUCACAGAUGUUCUCGUAAGGACGAAAAGGGACUGGUUAGUCAAACAAAGAGGCUGGGAUGGGUUUGUGGAGUUCUUCCAUGUAGAGGACCUAGAAGGUGGCAUCAGAAAUGUGCUGCUGGCUUUUGCAGGUGUUGCUGGAGUAGGAGCUGGUUUGGCAUAUCUAAUAAGAUAGCCUCGUAAGUGCAAUAAUUGACUCUUAACCAACUCCAGCCACCAAAACCACACACUUCUGCUGUGAAAUCCGAUGUAUUUAUGAAGACGGACAUCAAGCUGCCCAGGCUAUAACCUCCAAGAGUCCUACUCUAGCAACCAAGCCAGAAAAGCAAGUGGCAAGAGGAUUAUAGCUAACAGGAGUAAAUACAUGGGAAAAGCAGUCUUGCUUCCUUGAAGAGUCAUUGUCUGAAAGGAGUAAAGUUCAGUUUCAACAGCAAACUUUGGGAGGCCACGGAGGAGGACUUUUAGGUUUAGUGAAAAUGGUGGGGUGGAAAGGCUUAAUUUGCUUGUCUAGAAAAGUGGCCAGUAGCCCCAGGCUAGUCAUAGAAUUCAAUUAACGUGCCCACUGAGUUCAGUAACUUGCUAUAGUGUUGAAAAUCAUUAACGAUGUCAGUGACUUGUGUAAAAUGGAUUUAAGCUACAAGUAGUAAGAACUAUGACUAGAAGUCUCAGUACUGUACAACAGAGUGUGCAGGGAAGGUUUUUUCCUCUCUUUGAUUAGCUUUCCCAAGUAUACUUCUUGAUGAAUAGAAAGUCUAAAUAUUCAGGACUAUUUUACCUGUUCCACUUUGGCUUGGGUUGAGUUUAUUAGCCUAGUUAUGGCCAAGAAUACUUGACUUUAGGCUCACUAAUUGCAGUUAACAAAAAUGGAAUGUACUUGGUUUUUUUAAGAAAACAACCUGUAAAUGUAUUUGUCUGUAAAAAUUGUAUAUAUUUUUACAGGAAAUUUUAUUUCUUGGAACGGAGAGAAGUCUCAAAUUUACAUUACCAGAGGUUUUUUUUUUUUUUUUCCCAUUUUUGAGAUUUGCGCUUCUGGAGUUAGGAAUUCUUUCUUACAGUUUUUCUAUUCUAAACUUUUACCUGGUCAGUUCUAGAGUGUAUACAAAACAGUGAUGUAAUUGUAUGCAACUCUUUUGUGGUGGAACAAUUCUGAUUCAUGACUAUGCAGGUUUUAAUUUUCCUAUCUGAUCUUGGUAAGUAUUCCUUAGAUAAAUUUUUUUGUUUUGCUUUUUUGAGAAAACCUGGGAUUGAGAGGUUGAGGAAUGGGAAUUAAUUCUUUACUUCAUGGAUAUGUAGGUUUUCAAUAAUUGAGUCAAAGUGGAGUUUUAAAGGUUUUUUUUGGGGGGGGUGUUGAUGGCUUAGUGGGCUCUGAUUGGGCAACUGUUCUGUGAGUUCUGUGUAUUUGACCUAAUUUAACUAGUGAAGUUUAAACUGAGUUCAUGAGCUCAUCUUUAACGCUUUUGCUAAAAGAUUUUCAGCUGUUGCAAAUGGGACUUACUAACAAUAUGUGUAUAAGAAGAUUCCAUCAAGUGGAUGAGAUAAAUCUGAACACUUGUUUGUUUAAUGAAUUGUAAAAUGAUGGCUUGGAAAACCAGGCUAAAGUCGAACCAUGGUGCUAUUAUUAGGCUUACUUGUUAAAUACAGGUCUAGGCCUAAUAUGUCAAUAAAACAAAUGCUUAUUGUUUAAUUUCUA